AUGGAAGAAAUACCAAAACAUUAUAAGAAGUAUUAUGUGUCUCAUAAGAAAAUAAAAAGGAUAAUUUUAAAUAUGGGGAAAAAGUACAAAAAAAAACUCGAAAAGGGUCUAAUUCAAAAUACUGUUAAACACGCGGAUAAGCAUAGAAUUAGAAUGCUACCUCCUUUUUUAUAUAAUGAUAUAAUUAGCCACGAAAUAAAGAAAGUAAACAAAUUUUCUGAAAACAAAUAUAAUGAGAUUCUUAAAAAUUUAGUUGGUGUAUAUAAAGAGUUGAAAAAAAUGAGAUGUAAUAGUGAAUUGUUGGAAAAUAGAAAAGAUAUUGAAAAGGUUUUAGAUUUAAUAGGAUGUGAUAUAAUUCAUUUCGAUUUUUAUAUUCAGAAAAAUUUUAAAAUAAUUAUGAAAUUAGUUUUUUUUUUUGAUAAAAUAAUGAAUAUAUCUAUAAACCAAUGGGUAUUGUUAAGUUUAAUAAAAGAAAAAUUUUGUAAUAUUAAUAUUGAAAAUUUAAUAGUCUAUUUAUCCUUUUUAUAUUCUUCUCUGCGUUUAAUAAAUAGUAAUGAAGUCAAUGAUAGAGGUAAAAAUAAUGAAAGUAAAAAUAAUGAAACAUGGAUUCCCCCUGACACUUUUGAAAGAACAUCAAAUAAAUUUUUGGUCAAAUUAGAUCAUAUUAUAUAUACAAAAGUAAAAAUAGUAAAGUAUUUACCAUAUUUAAUAUUUGGAUUGAGUAAUGAUGAUAUUGAACAUAAUUUUAUGAGCUUAAUAGAGAAAGAAGAAAUAAAAAAAAAAAAAAAAAAAAUCGAAAAACCAAAUAUACACCAAAUUAAUGAGAUAAAUGUGAAUUUACCAAUUUCAAAGAUAAGAAAUGAUGAAGAAAAUAAAGAUAUAUUAAAUGAAAAAAAGCUUAAAAAAAGUCUAAAAGAAUCACAACAAAUAACAUCAGUAUAUUUUGAUAAUAAAGAUGCUACAUGUUUUUCAAAACGAAUUUUAAGAUAUGAAAAUGCCCAACUUAUUCGAUUUAGAUGGUAUAAUGAUAAUGAAUAUGAUCAUAAUAAAAUAAUUUUUAUUGAAAGGAAAAUACAUCAUGAAGAAUGGACAGGAGAAAAUUCAACAAAAGAUAGAUUUGAAUUAGAACAAAAAUAUGUAUUAAAAUAUAUGAAUGGAGAAUUAAAUAUAAGAAAUUAUUUUAUAAAAAAAUUUAAUAAAAAAAAAAAAGAACUUUAUAAAAUAGCACAUCAAAAAAAUAGCAUUACUGGACAAGCUAAUUGUGUGGAUGAAAAAAAAAUAAAAAAUUUGGAAAAAAAAACAAAAAAAAAUAUUAAAUUAGCAAAUGAAAUUCAAAAAAUGAUAUUAAAUAAUAAUCUAGAACCAAUAAUAAGAACCUCCUAUUUAAGAUCUGCAUUUCAACAAAGUACUGACAAUACUCUAAGAAUAUCAAUAGACACAAAUAUUUCAAUGCUAAACGAAUAUAUUAAAAAAAGAGAAUAUUGGUGUAGAUUAUCUGAGGAAGUUUUAGGAAAAAAUGAAGUUAUUCGUCUUAAUUAUGGAAUUAUAGAAGUUAAAUUAAAAGUUAAUAAAAUCCCUGAAUGGAUUACACAUAUCUUAAAUAGUAACGAAUCGAUAAAUUUAUAUAAAUAUUCUAAGUAUCAAACAGCUAUGGCUUUAUUACAUUCAGAAAAAAUAAAAUAUAUACCAAUAUGGGUAUAUGAAAAUAUACAUCAACGAUUUAAAUCUAAAAGCAAUUUUAGUGACAUUACUAUAAAAGAUUCACAUGGUCACAUUAGUGAUUUUGGUAAAAAUGAUUUUGUUCAUAAUCCCAAUUUGAAAAGAGUAAUUAAAAAUGAUGACAAUGAUAAUAUUGAUACAAUUGGAAAUAAUAUGAAUCAAUAUUCGCAUAAAUAUGCUUAUCCAACAAAUGGCUAUGCAGCAGAUUUUAACAUGUCUACAUAUAAUACGUUGGAAAAAAUGAAUGAAUUAGAAAAAACAUUUUAUUGGAUAAAUAAUAAAUAUAAUAAAAAAUUUAAAGAAAACGAAAAAAUAAAUUUAUUAAAAAUUGACCCUAAAAUAAACUUUGCUGCAGAAAGAACGUUUCUUCAUUAUGCUAUUGUAUCUGUGUACAUAACUUUAUUGGCUCUAUUUUUAGAUCGAUAUAAAAAUAAAAACACUAAUAUAUAUCUUGUUGUUAUUUUGCUAUUAAUAACUUCAUUCUCUUCACUAAUAUCAUCGUAUUUUUUUUUUUUAAAAAGAAAUUGUAUAAUUCAAAAGCGCAAAACUGGGGAAUCCAAAACAAAGCGUCUACGAUUUGACAGCUUUUAUAGCCCAUUAAUUUUAUUAGUGCUGCUUUUGUUUUCAAUUGCUUUGUCAAUUUAUUUUAAUUUUAAUUUCAAAGCUAAAACAUUGAUUUGA
This is a messenger RNA of Plasmodium berghei ANKA, 2400 nucleotides long. Its product is annotated as vacuolar transporter chaperone, putative. Lineage: Eukaryota; Apicomplexa; Aconoidasida; Haemosporida; Plasmodiidae. The record is from RefSeq and is a predicted model, not a curated record. The transcript has 4 exons. Bases 1 to 2400 code for a protein of 799 amino acids.